GAAAAAUAUACAUAUCUUCACAAGUUAUUCAACAACCGCGGCAGCCAGGGGAACAAAGCAGUAGUGCAGUAAGUCAAGCAAGCAGCGAGCGCAGACCAAAGCGUCGACCAAAGGACAAGGAGGCCGGGAUGGCAAACAAGGAUGAGGACGUUCGCGUUGGGGACGCCAUGGCGCUGCUGGGCCAGCAGCCAACCAUCUCAGAGGCGUUCAAGACAUUCUUAAGCAUGGUCUUGGCACAGCAGCACAGCCAGACACCUGUGGUGGCCACAAGCAGCAGCGUUCCACGUCGCAGCAGCGCACAGGACGACCAACAACAACAGCAAAACACAGGCGACGCACAACCUGCCGAAUCACAACAACAACAGCAGCAGCAGCAGCAGCAAGAGCGACAGCAGCAAGAGCAUGUGGGCGUGAAAGAGAUGCCCUUGUCAAGGGCCUCGCUGCCACACUUGCAGGUGCUGAUUCGGGAGACGCUGCGCGGGUGCUCCUCAUUUGACCUUGCACGGCUGCAGAGGGUGCAGGGCAAGGACGAGACCGGUUCGGCGUUCCUCGACUCCCUUGGCCGCCUGCGCGCCGUGCAGCACGUCUGUCAGCUGCUGGAGAACAAGCAGCAGCGCCGUACGCGGUGGCUGGGUUCCAAGUACUUUGAACUGGUUUGGCCGCUAAUUCAAGAAGACUUGCGAGAGUCGGAGGCCAUCGCCUCCGCCGCCAUGCAGCCCGAGCUCGUGGACGCUUACAUCGCCGCCGUCACUGCCGCGCUCGCUGAUGCAGAGAAGAGCGCCAUGUGGAGCCCGAGCCUUGAGGCCCAUCUGCAGGAGCAAGCCCAGAAGCGACGAGAACAAGCAGCGGCCCUGGCCACGGAGGUGGCUCAGAUGGCACUGGAUGCAGACGACGACGAUGAUGACGCUGAUGAAGGAGAGGGCGGUGAGGACGGGCGGGCGUGAAGGCGAUGAGGAUGGAGUGAGCGUGGAGGUGAUGGAGAUGGAGUGAGCCUGACGACUGUGGGCCUGGAUUAAGCGUGAUGACUAUGAGGAUUGGAUAACACGGACACAAGUGCGGGCUGGUGACAUGAAAACGCAUGAAAACGUGUCCUGUCGUGUUACAUCUUUACUUAUGCAGGGGACAUAGCAAAACGCAAUACAACGCGCCCAGCACAUGCCAUUAAACGAUUGUGAUUAUUAGAAGUGCGCAAAG
Salpingoeca rosetta is the source of this 1194-nucleotide messenger RNA. RefSeq lists its product as uncharacterized. The record is from RefSeq and is a predicted model, not a curated record. The coding region runs from base 129 to 944 and encodes 271 amino acids. NCBI's taxonomy places the organism in Eukaryota, Choanoflagellata, Craspedida, Salpingoecidae. The transcript has a single exon.